AUGGAGAACGUGAGUUGGGCCUCGUUGUUGGGAAAUCUGAGCUGUGGCCAAGUAGAGGGUGUCUGCAGCACCCUGGUGGAGGAGGGACCUAUCUCGGGCUGGGAGCUGGACGUCGCUUCGGGGCCUCGCGCGAAGUCUCUGAGCUUCUUGUGUCAUCAAGCGGAUGGUGACGAGGAGGAAAUUCCUUGGGCGGACGAAGUCUUUGCUGAAGAGCAGAAGCCCCUGCUGCAGAAGCUGCAUCAGGCCGGCUGCGUCAAGCUGCAGCGCUUCGACGCCUACGUGAAGCGCGUGGUGACGCCCUUCAGUCGUCCCACACCCGAGGCGCGAGCCUUUCUGGGAGAAGAAAUGCCUAAAAAUGUGGAACUGGUCAUGACCUGUGAUCCAGUGGUCUGCGGAGUGGUGGUGCCCUCGGAUGAGGCCAUCGUUCGGGCAGAGGUGGAAGGUGUUCCCUUCGAAAUCGUCGCUCGAAUUCCCUUUUCCGCCAAGCCUGGGCAGAUCAUUCAGUUGAACCUGGGCGCGCCAUCGGAGUACUUCGUGGAAGUACCGCCAGGUUUUCACGGUGGUGAUCUCAUCCCAUACUGGGACUGCGACGGCCGAAGGCUGGAGUUGAAAGUGCCGGUCGGUCUCUCUCCGGGCGACCGCUUCCAGUCUCCGGCGCCGUGCUCGGUGACGCUGAAGGCGCCCCAGGAUCCCAAGCGCUGCGCGCAGCCGCUGGCGUUCAUGGGAACGAGAGACUGGCAGGGCUACUGGCUCGUGGUGGGGCCUCUGCCGGGAAUUUUCCCGGGGGAGUGCGUUCCCGUCAAGCUUCCGCCCGGAGACACUGUGACGCUGUGA
Molecule: messenger RNA, 834 nt
Organism: Cladocopium goreaui
Lineage: Eukaryota; Dinophyceae; Suessiales; Symbiodiniaceae
Source: the annotation of a GenBank genome assembly